GCUCCGGAUACGCGCCAGGGUUGGUGCGGCCCCGGGGCUGCCGCGGAGCGGCGCUAUGAAGGACAUCCGCGCCCCCGGGCUCGGGGCGGUGCUCGGCCCGGCUCCCCGCGCAGGUGUGCGGGGUCUGGCGGAGCUGUGCUGCCCCGAGGGGCUGGCGCAGCAUCGCGCUGCUUGGCGUCUGCUGUCCGUGUGUGUUGGUGCGGUUGCGGGAAGGGGCUUCGUUUAGAGAUGCAGGGCCCUGCGUUAUUCGUCUGUCUUUUCCCAUCCCUCGUGUUUCAUGGCCUCGUUAGCGCUCUAGCUGGGCUGCUAAAGGCAGACGAACCCGGGCCUGUUUGCUGUGAGAACUGACACCGAGAAAUGGUGCCGAGACCGAGAUUUGGGGGAGGGAGAGCGGUAUCUAUUAAGCAUACUGUGUUUUCUCUCUUUGCACACCUCUGUGUGCCAAGGCACUUUUAUGUUGUUCUAAGUCUGUGUUACGACUGUUUGAAAUUACAGAUGGAUGUGUGCACAGCUGGAUUUUAUAGGUCACAGAAGAACAAAAACACGCAGCAUGAUUUUAGCGGAUAGUUCUGGGAGCUUGGACAUAAAUGGCAUGAAGUCCAGCACGUAUUCUGUAUGAAACCUCGCUUACUGUUGCGGCUCUAUGGGUGGAGGGCAACCUGCCUUCCUGCUGACCAGUGUCCUGGUUUCAGGCCCUCUGGAAUAUGCAUAUGUAUUUCCCCUCACAUUGUGUGCAGCCUCCUUUGUUUCAUUUCUGUCCUUCCAGAACUCUUGUGUAGAAAUUAUGUACAGAAGGCUGAUGCUAACUGCUGUAAAGAUCGGGAAGGGUUUGGGGUGGUGACAAUAAGAGCGGUAGAUGAGGGCUGUGAAACCUCUGGUUUACUUGCUAGUGUGGUAAUUAUGUGUUCUUUGUGGAAGAGAGGGGAUCAGAUAAGGUGCAGCUGUUUUGUUCAUGUAAACUGAACUGUGUUCUUGCUAUGCGCUUCUGACAGGUACUUCAGAUUUCAGUGGGGGGAGGCUUUUUUCCCCCCUUGUUAUUGAAAUCCACCGUAAGAGGUACUGCUCUGGGCUCUGUAGUCAGCAGCUUGACCUUCAGAUAGCUGUGAGCUUUCUGAUCUUAGUUUGCUGACUGUUUCUGCCUGAACCUGCAAGUCGUGCCACCGCUGCCACAUCCUUCUCAGGGGCAGGAUUCUAUUUGGAAGUUCAAUAACUUAUGUUCAGGACUGAGGGACUAAAUGGAGACCUGCAUAUUGACAAAGUGAUUAACUUAGGCACAAAAUUGCAUCAUUGCUUUGAUAUCAUCUGUAAAGAAGUGCUGGGCUCAUUCUUGGCUGAGUUGAUGGUUUUAAUCCAUUACCUGCUGUUGUGUAGAUGGAAAUGAAAUCAUGCUUGGGUCAUCUCAGCUUUUAUAUGUGCGGUGUUGCUAUCUUCCAGCUUCCUUUAACCCCUUUUUCUCUUACAGUUUCAUCAGUGAGUGAGCACUCUGGGUUGUCUGGUUGUGUGGCACCACUGGAUGUGGAACAGGGUGUUUAUGUACAAGAUAUUAAUUCUCCUCUGCCUUCUGCUUUGUGCCUAGGUGACUGCCAGCUGCAAGCACCUUGUCGAAUCCAAAAGUGCACCUCUGAUUUUGUUUCCUUAACUUCACAUCUAAACUCGGCUCUCGAUGGCUUUGACUUGGAGUUCUGCAAAGCCCUGCGAGCAUACUCUGCCUGCACCUAUCGCAACUCCAAAGUAUGCCGUGGAAACCUGGUCUACCAUUCUGCAGUGCUGGGGAUCAGCGACCUCAUGAGCCAGAGGAACUGUUCCAAGGAUGGCCCCACAUCCUCCACCAACCCCGAAGUGACCCACGAUCCCUGCAAUUACAGUGGCCACACAGAAGCCAACGAACACCAAGGAGGGGAGAAAGCUAUCCCUACUUACCUAUUUUGUGGCUUGUUUGGUGAUCCUCAUCUGAGGACUUUUAAGGAUCACUUCCAGACCUGUAAAGUGGAAGGUGCUUGGCCUCUCAUAGACAAUAACUACUUAACAGUGCAAGUGACGAAUGUUCCUGUGGUCCCAGGAUCCAGUGCUACUGCUACAAAUAAGAUAACUAUUAUCUUUAAAUCAUACCAACACUGCACAGAUCAGAAAGUAUAUCAAGCAGUGUCUGAUGACUUGCCUGCAGCUUUUGUUGAUGGUACAACAGGUGGAGGUGAUGGGAACACCAAGAGCUUGCAGAUUGUGGAUAAAGUCAGCGGCAAAUACGUCGAAAUGCAUGCCAGAUACAUCGGGACAACAGUGUAUAUACGUCAGCUCGGGCACUACUUAACACUGGCCAUUCGCAUGCCUCAAGAAUUGGCCAUGGCCUAUGAGGAGAGUCAAGAUCUGCAGCUGUGUGUGAACGGCUGCCCUUCAAGUGAGCGCAUUGAUGACAGUGGCCACUUGCCAUUGCCUGUGAGAGGACAGGUUCUCCCUCAGGCAGGCGCUGCUCGUCCGUGGUCAGCAUACACACUGGAAACUGCCACCGCCAAAUGCCAUGAGAAGAUGCUGGUGAAGGACAUCUAUUUUUACUCAUGUGUGUUUGACCUCCUCACCACUGGCGAUGCUAACUUCACGGCUGCCGCUCACAGUGCCUUGCAGGAUGUGGAGGCACUGCACCCCAGAAAAGAGCGCUGGCAUAUCUUUCCCAGCAGUGGAGAUGGUGGUGUUGGCAAAGGUAGCAAAUCCUUUGUCAGUGUUGGACUUGCGUGCUUGAUCCUUGUUGCAUUUUUUUAGGGUUUUUGUUUUGUUUUUGUCUCUAACAAAGUUUUGAAAUAUAUAUUGUCAUAAUAUAUUGAGUAAAGAUGAGUAUAUAUGUAUAUACCAUGUAUAUGAAGGGAUGUUUUGUCUUGGGACGUCCACCAGAUUGUACAUAUUGUGUUAACUGUUCUAUGUAUGUUGGAUGUCGUAUUCUUUGUAUCUGUUUGUUUUACAGUCAGUGAAAUGUUUUAUAAUGUCCUUGCAUUGGGACCUGAUAGAAAGCACUUUAUUUUUUAUAUAUUAAAUAUUUGUGUGUAGCUGAGUAACUGUGUAUUAUACAUAUAAACAUGUACCUACAGUACUCUGCCUAGGUACUGCUUAGUUAAACAAAUUUUUUUACUGUAUUAAUUAAUGGGGAUAUUUUCUACGCUUACUGUAGAGACAGCACUUCUCUUGUCCUGUAAUUAUGUAUGUAAUUUCCUGGUAGCUUUUUAGAGCCGUGGGAGAGACUAUGCUGAAAGAUUCUAAUGGUCUUUGUGUUAGGGUGUAAGAUUUCCUUUUCAAAGUUACUACCACAGCUGAUUCUGCUCUGAAAGGUUAACUCAUUAUGGGAGAUGGUCAUGGAGAAGUCACAUGCCUGAAUUCUGUCUCCUUUCGUAGGUGUUAAUUACAUCAACACGUUAAAAUAAGGGAGAGGAGUGAGGGCCCCAGUUCUGACUGCGGUUACUGAGGAGCUAUAGGAACAAUGAUUCUGUGGCUUAAAGGCUGGUAUUAUGUGAUGCCUCAGUCUGCUCCAAGAAACGGAAGCCUUAUUGUGUGCUGCAGUACUCCAACUCCAGGACAGGCUUGUUUCACUCCUGAAGCUGUUCAUCUGAGGCUAGUUAAACUUGCUCUUUGAACAAGAUCAAUUAGUGUUUGCCUUUCUUAAAGAACUUGUACUGUUGUUUGCCUUAGUGGAUUGAGAUGUAGUUUAUUCAAGGAACAAGAACUUGGAGUUUUUAUGAAGUUUGUUCUGUCCGGGUUAGAGACUGUUUGCUCAUAGGAGCAGCAGUAAUCUUCAGAAGGAAACUUACCAAUUCCGUAUUGGAUGUGUAACCACAGGCAGGUGUUGUUCUCAAGGAAAUUCUUGAGAUGAACAUAGAACUGAGUUAAGGCAGAAGGUUUAAAUAAAAAAUUCUUCUGAUCUAGACUGACCGGCAGCUUGUUCUGUCAGUCAAACUAGAUGAUGGUGCUGUUUGAGGUGACUUAGAUUUAGGGAUUUGUGCUGUGUCUGAUUAUGUGAUUUUUCCCAAGUUUCUCCUGAUGGUGACAGGGUUCUCCCUGUUCUGUGUGGCAGAGCAUCCUUAUCUCUGCUCUGAAUUUAAAGGGCGCGUGGCUGAAAAUUGAUGGACAAGCCUGGCAUUGCUGCAGUGAUGCACAAAAUACUUGGGCAGACUCUGCAUUCCGUUUAAUUUCCACUGCCCCUGGAUCCAGCGUGUAUAUACAUAUACAACAGAUAUGUAUACGUGCAUUAAAUUGUGAUCCUUUCAGAUAAAUAACAUUUCAGAAAUGUAGUACUUCCCCUGAAGAGUUUUCCGUUUUCUUGUUCCUGCUGUGGGAUUUCUUGAGAAAAUGUUAUUUGCACAUGUUCAUUCUUGAAGUCUGCCAUUGCCAAGAGAGCUUUAGCUAAUGCCAAAUGUGGAUAUUUUGAAGCUAGUGAAUGGUCUCUGGAGAAAACUUAAGCUUAGAGGGAACAGUGGUUUUUUCACACACGCUCCAAAUGGCUGUCUUUUAGAAGGCUGCAGAUUUUAUUUUCAUGCUUGGAAACCCUAAAAUGUGUCAGUCUUUUCAAAAACGUUUAGAUGUGGUUCAUGAAUAUACCAGUAAGUAUAUGUUAGUGUAAAAGAGUGGCUGUGCAGUGUGUAAAUACUUUAAAUUAUUAUGAUAGAAGAAUAAAGUUAACCUACCUUGGUGAGGAGCGUCUGUAGUGUGGUGUUAGUGACCCCUGGUGGGGUGCAGGGAAACUGGGGAUAUGAGUUAUCCACAGGGUGAGCAGUCUGUAAUUGAGGCCCCAAUUUGUUUCCUAGCCAUUGCUUGUUGUGUAGGAACGUGCUGAGGACCACUGCUGUAUUAUCUUGAGAUGCUUGUUUCCCCUCUGCUAAAGAUGCAUAGUGAAGUCUGUGGCCAGCAGCUGCAAACCAGGCCAGUAUAUUGAGGAUGCUGUGUGUGGGUAACCCAACAGUAGGAACUACCUUUUCAGAACCCCACUGGCACAAUUCCUUUUGCAGUGACUGGGGGAGAUGCUUAGAAGAACUUUAGCAGGUUACAGAGGCCCCGGUGCUGUGCCCACCCUGAAGAGUAUAAUGAUGAAAAUCCUUCUUUAAAGUUAUUGGGAAAUUCUUAGACCAGAAUAACCUCCAUAGAGGAACUUGAGGCAUCGAAAGAACAAGUGGUACAGAAGAAUCCAUACAAUAACAUUUUGUAUCAUGAUGAUAAGGAUACAUGAUAGCUGUGAUAUUCAACUGGAAUGGUAAUCACAGUGUGGAAAGGAAAACUGGAAACAAGGCUCAAAAGUUAUAUCAAACAGUGAGAGUGGUAGGCCUAAUAAACACGAUUGAUUGUUAUUUUGUGAGGCUUCUGUUAUGGCUAGAAGUAUAGAUGUGGGGGAACAGUCUUACGUGGUAGAUAAUGCAUCACUGAAAUGCUUUGUGGAAACAAAUGGCUGUAGGAAGCAACAUGAGCUCUAAAUGUGCUUAUGUUAAGUGCCCAUGAAAGAAGGCUGUUGUAGCUGUAAGAACUUACUUUCAGUGUGAUGAUCCACCACCACAAGCUCUGCUGAAAGUAAUACAGCUUUAUCAUCAGUAACGUAAUGCAGCAGCUAGUAAGCUAUUUCUAAAUGUCUUUAAAAUGUUAGCUGAUUACAUGUAUGUUAGUGGUUAAUUCAAAAGAUUGUUUUAAGGCUCUUCUAGGGUAUUUCUGAUAAGAGUUUUAAUCUUCUAAUGUUUGCUAACAGAGCUCUUGGCAGCUGAGGAUAGUUCUCUGUAGCUGUGGUGACUGAUAACCUCCCUUGGAAGCAUGUCACGGAACUGAGCAGAGUACCAGGUGCUUAAUCCUUCGUUUUGUGUGUAUGUAUGGCUUCUGAAGGAGGCUGCCCUCACAAAGGGAAAUGGUACACUAAGCUGACAGUCCAAACAAAGGUUCUCUUUUCUGUCUCACAUUUCACUUCCUGCAAAACCUGACUGGAAGAGCAGUCUGCACAGAGUACCGGUUAAAUGGGAUACAACCUGGAGGAGUGCAGUGCGAGAGAACGAUCCAUCUUUCGUUCUUGUGGUCACGCUGGGGCCCUUCAGUAUCCAAGCACAUCAGUUCAUUUCCUUUGAAACUGCUGCUCUCCUGCCAGAGAACAGAUCUUCACCUACUUAAGUCUUAGUAUUGUCAAUACCAUGCAUUUGUUUUAUGGAUUUUGGGGAUGUGGAAGUAGCUGUUUCCUGAGAUACACCCUGAGUGAAGCUAGUAAUGUUGCAAGCUUUGCUCCACCUAAUGAGUGUCUCAUGAGGGGAUGCAUUUAGGAAAAUAAACUAAAUAAACAUGUGGCUUUCCUCUCUUUCGUGACAGCCAUUGCACAGUUUCAUUUUUUGCAUUCAUCACAAUGAGUAUAUGAGUAUAGCUGAAAUUUUGCAGUGAAGAUUUCAUGCUUCGGGAUAUUAAAAUUCCUCUAUGUGUCUAGACUGUUACAAAGUGUUCUCUUUCCCUGUUCUGUCUGUUCCCCGUUCUACAGCUAUUAAAGACUGCUAUCGAUACAAAGCCUAGGUAUGACUAGUAGUGACUCCUUUGUUAAUGGUGUUCUCUGUUGUGGUUUGCAAGAUUAGCUUUCUCUGUCUCAUGCUGCUAGUUCUUCUCAACUGUAUUUAAAAAACAAUUGAGGAUUACGUGGGCCAAUGUUGUUCAUUAGAUUUUAUCAUUCUUAUUCAUUAGCCUGCUUUCAGAGCAGCAUAGCUACAAAUCAAGUACAGGUAAGCAGUUAAAUUAAUGAUGUUGGUAGAAAAUGCUUCUGAUCUGAUUCAGAAUUAUUUUAAUCUGGCUACGUUUGUAAAUUACACUUCAUUGAAAUUAAAACCUGCUCAUUAGUAAAUCAA
This is a messenger RNA of Coturnix japonica (Japanese quail), 6833 nucleotides long. The record is from RefSeq and is a predicted model, not a curated record. Lineage: Eukaryota; Metazoa; Chordata; Aves; Galliformes; Phasianidae.